Messenger RNA from Chanos chanos (milkfish), 848 nucleotides. Its product is annotated as ras-related protein Rab-35-like. The transcript has 6 exons. Gene Ontology annotation, molecular function: GTP binding; GTPase activity. The record is from RefSeq and is a predicted model, not a curated record. Bases 218 to 823 code for a protein of 201 amino acids. Lineage: Eukaryota; Metazoa; Chordata; Actinopteri; Gonorynchiformes; Chanidae.
GGAAUCACCGUGCGUUUUGGUCGAUGGGUGUGAUCAUCUGACGACGAAGCCUUGUAAAACACCCGCCGGCUAAGGGGAGAAAUUCCAGGAGAAAAAUUUACCUCUCGGCCGGGGGAGGGUAAAAUUAACCAGCCACAUCCCUGGACAUCGCUCUCUCCAGACAUUGAGCGCUGGGAGCGGGAAACGACGAAUAGGAGCGGAGUCGUCAACCACAGCGAUGGCGCGAGACUACGAUUACCUGUUUAAGCUGCUCAUUAUCGGGGACAGUGGUGUGGGGAAAAGCAGUCUGUUACUGCGGUUUGCUGACAACACAUUCUCAGGCAGCUACAUCACCACCAUCGGGGUGGACUUUAAAAUCCGAACAGUGGAGAUCAACGGGGAGAAAGUGAAGCUACAGAUUUGGGACACAGCAGGACAGGAGCGAUUCCGUACCAUCACCUCCACGUACUACAGGGGCACCCAUGGGGUCAUCGUGGUCUAUGACGUCACCAGCGCUGAAUCGUUCGUCAACGUUAAACGGUGGCUUCACGAAAUCAAUCAGAACUGUGAUGACGUUUGUCGAAUAUUAGUGGGCAAUAAGAACGACGACCCGAAUUCUAAAGUGGUGGAGACCAGCGACGCACAGAAGUUUGCGGAACAGAUGGGUAUCAGCCUCUUCGAGACCAGCGCCAAGGAGAACAUCAACGUGGAAGAUAUGUUUAACUGUAUCACAGAGCUGGUCCUGAAGGCGCGGAAAGAGUCAAUGGCCAAGCAGCAGCAACAGCAACAGAGUGAGGUGGUUAAACUCAGCAAAAACAGCAAACGCAAGAAAAAAUGCUGCUAACAGACCGGACUGGAUAUCAUACACA